AUGGGUUCACUGCAGGACGACAGCGUACCGGACCUCACGCCACUCGAGCGUAUAGGCCCAAAGGGGUACCUCCGCUAUGUCUUCCCCUUCCAGCUCCCGGAUAACUACGACAUGGAGGAAGCAGCCCGAGUGCUAAGAGCGGGAUACAGCGCCACCAAAAAGCAACUUCCAGUUCUCGCGUGCGAGGCGGUGCUGGACACGGAAUGGAACCAAGCGGGCGUGAUGAAGCUGAAGAAGAUGGCAGACGGAGAGAUCGAAGACAUCGUCGUGAGGGAUCUCCGGGGGCCCAGGGCCUUUCCGAUGGGGUAUGCGGAGCUGAAGGAGAAGGGGUUCCCGGUGGCGGCGUUCGAGGCGGACGUCGUGUGUCGGCGGAGCGUGUGGCCGACGGCCGGAGAGAGGCUUCCCAUCUCGUUGGUGCAAGCGAACUUUAUCUCUGGCGGAUUGAUCCUCUCAUGGUGCAUCCUGCACAUGGUCGGCGACGGGAAAACCUUCUACACGUGGACGCAGGUGUGGGCGAGGGAGUGCCAGCGCGCCCAGCGCGCCGACCUGCCGCCGGUGGACCUUCCUGCCGCCCUGUUCGACGACAGGGAACUGCUCAUGAAGAGCAGCGGCCGCAACGCCGGGCGCUUGGAAGACCACCCGGAGUACACGCUGCUCCCCUUCACGCCGCCGGGCGCGCCGCCCAAGAUGAUGGCGACCAACCACCGCGGCCAGGUCUUCUACCUCUCCAAGGCCGCCCUCGAGGCACUCAAGGCCGAAGCGUCGCCGGCGAAUUCCACGCAGUCCUCGGCGCAGAAGUGGAUCUCGACGAACGAUGCCGUGUCAGCGCUGCUGUGGCGCACCGUCAUGGCCGUGCAGUUCCCGCUGGACCGGCUUGAGGGCGACCCCGUGUCGGUCUUCAACAUCGCCAUCGACGGCCGGCUGCGUACGAAUCCGCCAGUGCACGAACGGACACUGGGCUGCUUCCUCGAGUAUGUGGGAAUCAAACUACCGAUCCGGCGGAUGCUGAAAUCCUUGAACCUGGCGGAUAUCGCCGUCGAGAUUCGGAAGGCGAUCCAGAAGGCGGAUAAAGACUUCACCGACGAUGUGACUGCCUUGAUUGAGAAGUUGGACGAUGUCGAUCGGCUGGUGCCGACGGCCUUUUUGGACGUUCCGGGAUUCAAUUGCGUGCAAAGCUCUUGGAUCAAUUUUGCACUGUACGACCUUGAUUGGGGCAACGCCUUGGGUGGCCGGAUUGAGGCCGUCAGGUCGCCAGACGUUGGUGUGCUGAAUGGCCUCCAGGUGGUGCUCCCGGUUCUGCCAGACGGCGGUCUAGAGAUCUUGAUGGGCGUGGAGGAAAGCUGCCUCCAUAGGUUGAUGCAUGACCCGCUGUGGACACGGUAUGCGGAGGCAAGGUGA
Molecule: messenger RNA, 1398 nt
Organism: Lasiodiplodia theobromae
Lineage: Eukaryota; Fungi; Ascomycota; Dothideomycetes; Botryosphaeriales; Botryosphaeriaceae
Exons: 1
Coding region: 1-1398 (465 amino acids)
Source: RefSeq, a predicted model, not a curated record